Gasterosteus aculeatus aculeatus (three-spined stickleback) is the source of this 5680-nucleotide messenger RNA. RefSeq names its product sema domain, immunoglobulin domain (Ig), transmembrane domain (TM) and short cytoplasmic domain, (semaphorin) 4C (gene sema4c). Gene Ontology annotation, molecular function: chemorepellent activity; semaphorin receptor binding. The record is from RefSeq and is a predicted model, not a curated record. Gene Ontology annotation, biological process: negative chemotaxis; semaphorin-plexin signaling pathway; axon guidance. NCBI's taxonomy places the organism in Eukaryota, Metazoa, Chordata, Actinopteri, Perciformes, Gasterosteidae. Gene Ontology annotation, cellular component: synaptic vesicle membrane; plasma membrane.
AAUACUGCUGAAACUUGUGCGCAGAGGGGCGGAUAGACGCAUCUAGCUCGUCAAAGAUAGUGGAUUAAAUUCACGCUUUCUUUUAUUCCCCCCCCCCCCCCUUUUUCUCUCCUCCUCCUCUUCCUCCUCCUCUUCCUCCUCCUCUGGUUUCGUGUUACAAAGCCUUGGGAGGGAGUUGCGUGGAGAGCCAGUUCCUCUGUGUGGAGACCGAAUGACAGGAUCAUAUGGCUCGAUGUGCGUUAUGGUCCAAACCAUUUGAAAAGAAAUAGCGGAAAUAAGAAGAGACAAAGUGCCGGCGAAAUCCAUGUGAAAGUGGGGAGGAUGUGGAAUAACUCGUAACUCCGAUUCGGAAACAAAUCCGAGAUAACGGAAAAGCAAGAGAGGGGGGAGAGGAUCGGCCGUCAGAGAAAGACGGGAGAGGAAAAGCGCAGGACGCAUUCGGUUGUUCCUCACCACCGUCACCGCGAUCACAAGCCCAAUGUGACCUUCGUCUGAGUCGAGUGUCUUGAUUCGACAUCCGCAAAGCCGAAAGAAAAAAAGAAAACUACUGAAGGGGUUGAUCGAGAAGAAAAACCCACAGACGUGCGAGGGAGGAGAAGAAAAACAAGCCGUCUCAUCGACUGAUUUAUCACCGGAUCCAUCGCGCAACGCCAGGUCCAACGAAUGGGAGCGCAUACGGGGGCCAUGGGCGGGACGAAGCUCUUGCUGCUGGUGUUUCUGGUUGGAUGGGAGAAGUCGAUGGGCCUCAACUGGAACCCGAUCCCACGCAAGACCGUUCGAUACCAGGAUGUUUUGGACAGCAUGGCGAGGUUCAGCAUCCAGGGAGUCUUCAACUACAGCAUGCUGACGCUGUCCGACCACGAGCGGGUUCUGUACGUGGGAGCGCGGGAGGCGUUGUUCGCCCUGGACCCCAACGACAUCAGCAAACAGCUACGGCCUCAGAUCGACUGGCCGGCUCCGCAGGAUAAGAAGAGAGAGUGCGUAGCCAAGGGGAAGAACAACCAGACCGAGUGCUUCAACUACAUCCGUUUCCUGCAGAGCUACAACCACACGCACCUCUACACCUGCGGCACCUACGCCUUCCAGCCCAAAUGCACCUAUGUGAACGCCGACUACUUUACCCUCAACACUGCAGCCCCGGAGGACGGGAAGGGUAAAUGCCCAUAUGACCCUGCCAAGGGGCAUACCGGCCUGAUAGUAGAUAAGGAGCUGUACUCGGCAACGCUCAACAACUUCCUGGGUACGGAGCCGGUCAUUCUGAGGAAUCUUGGCCAGCAGCACUACAGCAUGAAGAGCGAAUACUUGCCUGCCUGGCUCAAUGAGCCGGACUUCGUGGGCUCGGCCCUGGUGAGGGAGAGCAGCGGCAGCAAGGACGGGGACGACGACAAGAUCUACUUCUUCUUCAGUGAGCGGGCGUUGGAGCUGGACUGCGACACCGAGCUCACGGUGGCCAGAGUCGCACGAGUCUGCAAGGGGGAUCUGGGCGGUACCAGAACCCUGCAGAAGAAGUGGACCACCUUCCAGAAAGCCCGCCUGGAGUGCUCCCUCCCCGAGCGCCACGUCUCCUUCAACAACCUGAGAGCCGUGUUCACGCUGCCGGGCCAGGACUGGAGGGCGACCACCUUCUACGGCAUCUUCCACGCGCAGUGGGGUGACGUGGACGUGUCGGCGGUCUGCCAGUACCAGAUCGGUGAUGUGAAGAAGGUGUUCGAAGGAUCCUACAAAGAGUACAGGGAGGCAUCGCAGCGGUGGGGGCGCUACACCGGCGGCGUCCCCGUCCCGCGACCCGGAUCGUGUAUAACCAACUCGGACAGGGAGAGCGGCUACAACAGCUCUCUGCAGCUGCCCGACGCCACGCUCAACUUUGCCAAGAAGCACCCGCUGAUGGAGGACAAAGCUCUGGCUCGCCCCCUGCUGCUGACCAAGGGCGUCAACUUCACCAGGCUGGCGGUGGAUCGGGUCAGCGCCCUGGACCAGCGGGCCUACAACAUGCUGUUCAUCGGCACAGCGGAGGGCUGGCUGCAAAGGGUGCUGAUCCUGGGCUCCGAGGCCCACGUGAUAGAGGAAAUCCAGCUGUUUGAGACGGCCCAGCCUGUGGACAGCCUGACCAUCUCUCACUCCAAGAAGUACGUGUACAUCGGCUCUCGGUCGGAGGUUCUCCAGUUGCCCUUGGCCAACUGCAGCCGCUAUCAGUCUCAGCCGGACUGUCUGCUCGCCCGGGAUCCCUACUGCGCUUGGGACAGCGAGGGUCGGGCCUGCGUCCGUAUCGACCUCCAUCGCGGAUCCACCUCCUCCCUGUCACAGGACCUAAUGCUGGAAAGGUUCAGCCGGGGGAAAGCCAAGUUUGAUAAGCCGCCCCCCAGCCCCGAGCACUCCCGUCUGAGGAACGUUACCGUGGUGGUGGGCUCUGACAUGGUGCUGCCUUGCCAGCUGGUCUCCAACCUGGCUCAGCCCCUCUGGGUGCUCAACGAACGUGAGCUGCAGUUGAGCGACCCUGAGGCGGGCGGGCCGCGCUUCGACCGCACGCUCAAAGCACUCGUCGUGCCCGAGGCGGGGCAGACGCAAGCCGGCCGCUACGUCUGCUACUCCGAGGAGCAAGGGGUCAAGUUCCAGACGGAGCGCUACCAGGUGGCCGUGGUGGCCAGCGCGCCGGUCUUCAUGGAGGCCCGUGCUCCUGACAGCAGCAUGGGGCUCUUCUGGGUGCUGGUCAUCACCCUGGGAGCGGCGUGCCUGCUGCUCCUGGUAGCGGCGCUUUACCUGCGCAGGAGGCUGAAGCUGGCGCUGGGAAAGGGGGCCGACAUGAAGCCUCUCGAGAGCACCCUGGUCUACCCGAUCACCCUGCCCAAGGAGCCGCCCACCUUUGUGCCCAGCAAGAUGCCCAGCGACGAGGACCGCUUCUGGGAGACGGGCGCCAACUACUACUACUCCGACGGCUCGCUGAAGAUCGUUCCCGGUCACGCCCUGGGGCCCAACGGCGUCGGCGGCACGGCGUCGCCCAGCGCCAUCCCCGGCCAGCCCAUCCACUCCCCCAGCCGUCUCAGCCUCACCAAUAUCCGAGGCUCGGGUAGCAACGGCUACAUCCGCCUCAACCUGAGCACAGCAGGGGAGGAGAGGGCUAGCGGGGCCGGCGCUGGGGGCGGCGGGCUGGGAGGCCUGGGCGUGGCCGGGAACGACUACUCCAGCCCCUUCAAGGAAGAGAUGAGACGCACCCUGCAGCAGAGGAGCGUGCUGCCCGACGCCAACCCCGAGGAGUCGUCCGUCUAGGCCCCGCCCUCCUCCCUGUCUGUUUCCCUCAGUUGGAAAAAACAAACAAAAACAACCAACCUACCUCCCUCCUUUUGAGGAUGCCUGCUCUCUCUCUCUCUCUCCCUCUCUCUCGCUCUGCCAAUGCCUGUUUGGCUCACUGUCGACAUUUACAGCACACAGCAUGUUAAAUAUAAACGCUCAUACACUGUGUACGCCAACAUGCACUCCUAUAAUUGUUAUGUCAACAUGGAGUCAUGGUUGUGAACCUUUUCUGCUUUCACUGUGCAUAUGCCAAUUGUGUAAAUUUUUGUAUUUAAAACGGCUGCGCGCAGAGGGGCACACCUCCACACAUUUUUGUUUUCGAACGUUUUUUUUUCUGAAGGGCAAAUUUUCUCUUUUUUUUUGUUGCGUGGACCAAGAGGCUUUCAGCCCCUGUGCUGUGAAACCAGUUGAGGAACGGCAAGCGACUGGAAACAUUGAACUGUCCUUCUCUUUGUUUAAAACCCUUUCAGCUUACUGCACUUAAAAACCUGGAAGUGUGUCUUCCCUUUUUGUAUUCGCGAGCCAAGAGUGCGAGAGCAGUAUGAAAAGACUUAAUUCUUCUCGAAGCAAGACGACAAUCAUGUUGCAGGAAAUUUGCAAGGGACAGAGAGGGGGACGAGAGAGAGCGAGAGACAAGAGACAAGAGAAAGGAAAUUAAAUGGAAAAUGAAGUGAAUUGGAGGGAAAGAUGCAAGGGAGGGGAUUUGAAUGAAGGACAAUCUCUCAAGACUUUCUCUGCUCAAUUGAAAUCCCUCCUAUGUUGUAUUUACCCCGAGAGAAUCCAUGAUUCACUUUCAUUUGUCGCGACGGUCGUUUUGAAUUGAGACAUUUCCUGCUGUCCUUUUUCUACGUCUCACCGACUACAGCAGUGUUCUAACGCUUAUCAAGAGACUAAUGGCUGCGCUCUGUGAGUGACCAUGCGAGGGCUUACAUUCCUGCGUCCGGCCUGCGCGGUGACCUUCAAAUGCACCUUCGAGUCCUGACAAGUGCACUCCGAACGACAUCCGUCAAAAGUAACGGAUGCGCGUCGCGGCUCAGCCCUUAUGAACCACCUUUUUUUUUCACCACUGUAGAAAGAAACGGCCACUUGCAUUCAGCCGGCGGCGGCGGCGGGACGCUUAAUUCCCGACUGGAGCCGAACAUGAAGACAUUAGGAGAAUGUAGCCGAACGGCCAGCGCUGCGACGGCUGUGGAUGUCUCAAUAAGUGCUUUAUAAGUGCGUGUGUGUAUGGCGAAGGGCUGGAACCUGCACUGCCAAGAAGGAAACAAGCCCUCCUACACAACGACACGCUCUCAUUCCUCUGAAUGCCAACCAUCCUGGACACCAUGAACCCCCGCCCUCUCCCCCUCCAUCCCUCCCUCUUGCCCAGAGACUGACCCGGGGCUACUGUGGACUUAAACAGAGGAAGAGCACCCUAAAAAACAUACCAACACACACACAAAACACAGUGUUGACAGACAAACUGCUGGCUCCAGGCUGGACGCGGCAAACAAAGAGGUGCAUUUUUGGUUUUUGGGACGUAUCCGUCGGGACCAGAGGAGCACAGCAAGAAAGAAGGGGAGGACAAAAAAAACGUAUUUUGCUCCCACUGUGUACAGAGUGCUGAGAGAGAUGUAGAAUAUCAAAAAUGAUCCCACGGUUGAAGAGGUACUCGACCAUCAGCACUCCAUCUUUACGUUGCAUGAUCCUCUGCAAGUGGACUGCACAUCUUUCAUAUGAUCAUCCUUGUACAAGUUCAGCAUUUCGAUCGGCCCUGUUUGGACUUUUACAGACACUAAUGUUGUGGAACAAUGAGGCUCUCUUAUGUGUAUGUCUGAUUUUGUGGUUCGAGGGUUGUACAGGAAUCCAUGGCUUACUUUUCUGUGCCUCCUCACCCAUUGGAUAAGCCAAAGUAGACUGCAGUUGCUUUUGUUCUUGUUGAAAAACUUUGAUUUUAUUUGAUUCCAGAUGUAUAUUUAAGUCUCAGCUGUCCGUCCACUUUGCUACACUGAGCUGAUGUCUGCGAGCUCAGCAUAUUUUCUCUUUAGCUACAUUUUCCCUUCUCCCUCAAACGGGAGAUGGGCUCGUGUUUUCUUCCCGUCUAUGUCAGUAGUGACCUGCUGGACCCAAUUCUUUAUCCCCUCACUUAAUCAAAUGCUGAGUAAUGUACCAAAACGUCAAACAUUGCUUAAUUUGUCAGCUCCGGAAAAACCAAAUAUGUAUCUGUUAAGUGCAGAUCAGUGAUAGAAUGUGCCCACUUUAUAUUAUUACAUCCCCUAAAGUAUUGAGCUUAAAAGAUGUUAUCUCUUUACACUGGUACUUGGUUGUAUCUCAUCAAAUAUCUCCCUUUUACGAUUAGGCAUUUUAUUUAAUACAACAUGUUGCAGAGAAAUAAAAGGUGAAGGAAAACAGG